Molecule: messenger RNA, 1489 nt
Organism: Pelobates fuscus (common spadefoot toad)
Lineage: Eukaryota; Metazoa; Chordata; Amphibia; Anura; Pelobatidae
Product: sodium/potassium-transporting ATPase subunit beta-2-like
Exons: 8
Coding region: 33-950 (305 amino acids)
Biological process (GO): intracellular sodium ion homeostasis; sodium ion export across plasma membrane; potassium ion import across plasma membrane
Cellular component (GO): sodium:potassium-exchanging ATPase complex
Molecular function (GO): ATPase activator activity
Source: RefSeq, a predicted model, not a curated record
UCGACUUGGACCAGUAACAGGAAGAUACCAGGAUGGCAGCAAUGAGCCAGAAACGGAGCUGCGGAGAUGUAAUGGCAGACCUCAAGGAGUUUAUAUGGAACCCAAGAACCAGGGAAUUCAUGGGGAGAACGGGGAGCAGCUGGGCACUAAUUAUAACCUUCUACCUGGUGUUUUACGCCUUCCUCACCGCUGUGUUUUGUCUCAGUAUGUGGGUGAUGUUACAGACACUCGACGACUAUUUCCCAACGUAUGCGGACCGUCUGGCUAACCCAGGUUUGAUGAUUCGUCCUAAAACAGAAGGUUUGCAGAUUGUGUUCAGUAACGAAUCAUCGAGUUGGCAGCCAUAUGUUCAGGCAUUGGAUACAGUGCUGAAUGACUAUAAUGACAGUGUACAGCUGCAGCGUGGCUUUACGUGCACCAACGGUACCUACAAUAUACAAGAUGACAACGGAGAUGUCAGGAACUUCCCCAAGAAAGCCUGCCCGUUUCUACGUAGCUCGCUGGGUGCAUGUGAUGGGCUGACAGACCCCACAUAUGGGUACAGCAAAGGAACACCCUGUGUCCUCAUCAAAAUGAACAGAGUUAUAAAAUUUCUCCCAGGCAUCAUCCCCAGCUUAUCAAAUACUACAAUAACUGUAAACUGCUCUGCAACGAAGUCGAAAUCAGCUGUGAAUGUUUCGACCGCCGCCAAUAAUGGGCCUUUGGGGAAUAUGACUUAUUACCCGGGUAACAAAGCCUUUGGGAGCAUUGAUCUGAAGUAUUUCCCUUACUAUGGCGACAGGGCACAGGGAAACUACUCCCAGCCACUGGUAGCGGUCCAGUUUCUCAACCCUACUCCAAAUACGGCCUUCUCCGUGCAGUGUCAAGUUAACUCGGCUAACAUCAACAGCAAUGAUGAUCGAGACAAGUUCGCUGGACGCGUCAUCUUCAAUCUCCGAUUCAAUAAAUGAUAGUGACCACAAGCAACGCUCCCAACCUCUCAAAAAAACAUGUUUCAAUGGAUUCUUAGGAAUUUAAUUCCAAAUUCAGCUAUGUUUUGGAGUUUAGUUAUGGAAAUCGUGGAUCCCUAUUGAGAGCUUAGUUUUGCUGCCAGCAAUGUGGAACUUGCAAUAUUUAUUUUUUCCUCCUGGAAUUCAGGGCAAGAUGGGACCACACACAUAAUUAUUUUUAUGUAAAUAUGAUUUCUUUAUUCGAAAGUUCUGCCUCAGAUGUUGACUUUUAAGUGUUUUCCAUUUAUCCACACUGGGGACAGAAGCUCACUGCCCAUUUUUACCAAUUUCUACAUUUUCUAAUUGCCCAAAUGGCACAAAGCAGCCUUUUACCUUAAAACAAAUCCCAUUCAUUGUAUUAAUUUAACACUGAAAUAUUCUGAAUGCGGUAAUGGUACACAUAAUGUAUGUCACAAAUAUCUGUAUAUAAAACAUUCCGGCGUUCCUGUAUGUGUAUAUAUCAUACUUUCAUUCUUGUUUAACUUUUUUACAAUUAUAUA